UCACCAGCAAUGAACUCAGAGGACGACACAAUUCGUUUCAAGCCGGUACUGAAUGACCUUCUUAACCAAGGCAAUGAGAGAAUAUGUGGCAUGUGCGUUAUCUUUGUCACAAGCAAUUUGCGACUUACACCUGCCCACGAUGCAACUUAAAGUACUGCUCACUGGCAUGCUACAAGUCUGAGAACCAUGCUGCUUGCACAGAGGCCUUUUACAAGGAUAGCUUUGUUGCUGAACUGCAAGGGCAAAAAGUUCCCGAGGAAGACCGAAAUAAAAUGCUGCAAAUGCUGAAAAGAUUUGAGAAAGAAAGCGAGGAACUAGAAGAGCCAGCAGAUGAGAUACCGGAUCUCAUGGAUCGCUUGGCAGGCAUAGAUUUAGAGCAAUCUACACCGGAUCAAAUCCUUUCUGUGUUGACGCCGGCUGAGCGCGAACAGUUUGAAGCCUCCUUACGGGAAGGGUCAGCUGCACUACGUGGAUACGUAGAGAUAUGGCGACCAUGGUGGAUAACCAGUGAAGCAGCUCGACAAUCCCUUAUUCGCGAAAUUGGGCCACCUGACGAGGUUGGCACGCAAAGGGAUGUAUCAGUGCCGGAAAUAUUGUCGAAUAUCAAAACAAUAGAUAAAGUAUCAAGCGCCAAUCCACAGGAGAGGUUGAUUUUCAACAUGGUGGACAUGCUAGCCGCGUAUGCUUUCAUGUGUCGCUUCCUGAAUGGUGAAAUAACAGAAGACCCGAUAGAGUCUGCUCAGAUUAUGUGGAAUGUGUCGCGUAUUCUCUCGAGCAAUCAGCAGUUUGCCUUUGAGAGCGUAUCUGAGGCACUGACGUCAUGCAAAAUGAGAUUGCUGCAGAGCAAAGCUUACGACAGCACAUUGGAUACGGCCAUCUUAGCGUUUAAAGAUGUCUCCCUCAUCCUUGCGUCACAUCACUACGUGUUGGCUGCGCUGUCGGAUAUCCACAGGAUCUUUUCCUCUGCAUGUACAGGAGGAAGAGGUGACGGAGCUACGCCGUUAAUACCGCGCACUACACGACAGCGGGCAUUCACGUCAGAGAAGAAAGUGUAUUACUAUUUAUGUCUUGUGGGCAAUAGGGAUGAAAUGAGGGACGCCCUUCCUAUACUGAAGGCAGCCGUAGAUAUGGAGGUGAAGAGGGCGGAGAACGAUAUGGAGGAGAUGCUUAGGAUCACGGCGGUAGUAGAGAAAGAUAGGUCCAGAAAGCCGCGGGGACCCCUGGUGGAAGAAAUGUAAUCACUAUCUUGUUCACAUUGCUAAUCAAUUUCUACCACUGCACGCCUCUCUCAACGGUUUAGAUUAUGAACUUAUCUUCACCUCGACUAGCUAGACGUCCAAAAUAAUCCUAUAUCUAACGAUAAUCUAUUAUGAUAUUUUUGAG
Messenger RNA from Spizellomyces punctatus DAOM BR117, 1383 nucleotides. RefSeq lists its product as hypothetical. NCBI's taxonomy places the organism in Eukaryota, Fungi, Chytridiomycota, Chytridiomycetes, Spizellomycetales, Spizellomycetaceae. The record is from RefSeq and is a predicted model, not a curated record. The transcript is spliced from 7 exons. The coding region runs from base 84 to 1238 and encodes 384 amino acids.